Cinclus cinclus is the source of this 1815-nucleotide messenger RNA. RefSeq names its product sonic hedgehog signaling molecule (gene SHH). The record is from RefSeq and is a predicted model, not a curated record. Gene Ontology annotation, biological process: cell fate specification; cell-cell signaling; multicellular organism development. NCBI's taxonomy places the organism in Eukaryota, Metazoa, Chordata, Aves, Passeriformes, Cinclidae. Gene Ontology annotation, molecular function: patched binding; calcium ion binding. The transcript is spliced from 3 exons. Bases 1 to 1266 code for a protein of 421 amino acids.
AUGGACGAAAUGCUGCUGUUGACAAGAAUUCUCUUGGUGGGCUUCAUCUGCGCUCUUUUAGUCUCCUCUGGGCUGACUUGUGGACCAGGCAGGGGCAUUGGAAAAAGGAGACACCCCAAAAAACUGACCCCUUUAGCCUAUAAGCAGUUUAUUCCCAAUGUGGCAGAGAAGACCCUAGGGGCCAGUGGAAGAUAUGAAGGGAAGAUCACAAGAAACUCCGAGAGAUUUAAAGAACUAACCCCAAAUUACAACCCUGACAUUAUUUUUAAGGAUGAAGAGAACACGGGAGCUGACAGACUGAUGACUCAGCGCUGCAAGGACAAGCUGAACGCUCUGGCGAUCUCGGUGAUGAACCAGUGGCCGGGGGUAAAGCUGCGGGUAACCGAGGGCUGGGACGAGGACGGCCACCACUCCGAGGAGUCCCUGCACUACGAGGGCCGCGCCGUGGACAUCACCACCUCGGACCGGGACCGCAGCAAGUACGGCAUGCUGGCCCGCCUGGCCGUCGAGGCUGGCUUCGACUGGGUCUACUACGAGUCCAAGGCGCACAUUCACUGCUCCGUCAAAGCAGAAAACUCGGUGGCGGCCAAAUCUGGGGGUUGCUUCCCUGGCUCGGCCACGGUGCACCUGGAGACAGGCGGGACCAAGCUGGUGAAGGACCUGAGGCCCGGAGACAGGGUGCUGGUGGCCGACACGGAAGGCCGUCUGCUCUACAGCGACUUCCUCACCUUCCUGGACCGCGAGGACGGCUCCCACAAGCUCUUCUACGUCAUCGAGACUCGGCAGCCCCGGGCCCGGCUGCUGCUGACGGCCGCCCACCUCCUCUUCGUGGCCCCCCAGCAGAACCAGUCCCACGCGGGCGCCGCCAGCAGCCGGGCGCUGUUCGCCAGCCGCGUGCGGCCGGGCCAGCGGAUCUUCGUGCUGGGCGAGGGCGGGCAGCAGCUGCUGCCGGCGGCCGUGCACCGCGUGUCGCUGCGGGAGGAGGCGUCGGGCGCUUACGCCCCGCUGACCGCCCAGGGCACCAUCCUCAUCGACCGCGUGCUGGCCUCGUGCUACGCCGUCAUCGAGGAGCACAGCUGGGCGCACUGGGCCUUCGCUCCCUUCCGCCUGCUCCAGGGCGUGCUGGCCGCCCUCUGCCCCUCCCCGAUGGGAGACCCCACGGCCCCCGGCAUCCACUGGUACUCUCGGCUCCUCUACCGCAUCGGCAGCUGGGUGCUGGAUAGUGACUCUCUGCACCCGCUGGGCAUGAUGGUGUCAUCCAGCUGAGGGGACCCUUCGCCAUCGCGGCUGCCGGGCUCCGACAGAGAGACAGAGACACGGAGGGGGAGAGAGAGAGAGAGAGAGAGAGAGAGAGAGAGAGAGAGAGAGAGAGAGAGAGAGAGAGAGAGAGAAGGAGAAAAAAAAUAGGGAAAAAAAAGAAAAACCUAACAGAAAGGAAAAAAAAGAAAAAAUUACGUAUUUUUAAAAGAGAGCACGGAUUAAGACUUAAAAAUAAUAAUAAUAAAAUAAUAAUAAUUAAGUAGGACAGUCCAAAGUAGACCUAAAGGGAAACAAAGACCCCUGGAAGUUCUGUUCUGUUUAGUUUAUAAAUAUAUAUAUAUUUUUAUUUGUUCUUUUGUUUUGUUUGUUGUUUGUUUUUUUUUUUUUCCUCCUCUCCUGGAUAUUUAUUUCUUUGGUAUUUUGAAUAGAUGUUUUAAAUGAUAUGAACCGGACCUUCAAGAGCCUUAAAUAGUUUCUUUGAUAAUUUAUUAUCAUGUGAACUGUACUCACAGGGGAAAAAAUUAUUUUGUGAGGCCAAGCAAAACUGCGCAGAGU